Frankliniella occidentalis (western flower thrips) is the source of this 1826-nucleotide messenger RNA. RefSeq lists its product as uncharacterized. The record is from RefSeq and is a predicted model, not a curated record. The coding region runs from base 296 to 1156 and encodes 286 amino acids. Gene Ontology annotation, molecular function: ubiquitin protein ligase activity. The transcript is spliced from 6 exons. Lineage: Eukaryota; Metazoa; Arthropoda; Insecta; Thysanoptera; Thripidae. Gene Ontology annotation, biological process: protein ubiquitination.
CUUGUUCGGAGUUCGGAGCUGAGCGCACCGACAGCCAACAGUGUGUGUUGUUGUUUGUUGCUGACUGGCUGACACUCGUCGAGCACACAUAACCCAGCGAGCCGCACACGUACGAAGAGGUUAGGACGUUCUGCCGAGAUUUCGCUGAUUUGAUUUCGCCCAGUAGACUAUUAAAGAGAGAGAGAUUGCCCGGCACGGCCGAGCUUGUUCCGCACCACCGUGAAACUACUCCGCUCCGCCAGGGCCACCAGGCGCCACUGACUGCAGCUCCGCGAUCACCACCAGCCUGGCCAUCAUGGAGUGCGACAUCUGCACCGAGCAGUUCGACGGCGCCGAGCGGCUGCCCAAGUCCAUGCCGUGCGGGCACACGGCCUGCCUGCAGUGCCUGCGGCGGCUGCCCGACUGCAGCUGCCCGACGUGCCGCCGGGACUUCAACGGCCCACCAGAGGGACUCCCCAAUAACUUCACAGUGCUCAAGUUCUUGGAGGGACGCAGACUGGACAGCACCCCUAUCGUCUGGUGCUCGGACUGCCGCACCGCCGCCACGUCGCUCUGCAAGGACCACGUCCACAAUGUAAUGCCCACUAGGACAGCUCUGAGGCACCACCUACAGGACGCGCUGCCGCUGGCCGCCGAGCAGCUCCUGACCUUCCAGGACCAGUGCCUAGACGAUCAGGUCCUUUCUGCCCUCCUCCUGCUGAUGGUCGAGUCCUGGGAGGUGUCGCUGCGGGGCGGCGGCCACGAGCUGACGGGCACCCUGCGUAAUAACACCGAGGACCCCUGUAUGAAGGUCCUGUGGCUCCUACUGGCGGCACUCACCGAGGACCAAGCUGCGACACGACGGGACCCACCACCUGCAGCUGCGCCAUCACCCUCUGCAGCGGCGCCCACCCAAGGACCACAACCUGCAGCUGCACCAGCACCCUCUGCAGCUGCGUCAACACCUUCUGCAACUGCACCAGCACCCUCUGCAGCGGCGCUCACGCCCAUCCAGGGCCCACCACGUGCCGAGGUGCAUCCCACGCGGGAGAUGGAUGUUGGGGAUAUCAGCUGGAGAAGACCGGAAGACAUGAAGCCGGAGAAGGCCGCCGCGCUGGAGGAGGCGCUAGGGGUGACGCGGCUGGUGGACGUGCGGUGCCACAGGGACCCCGCGUAGAGCCUCGAGCUGCUGCAGCGCGCCGCGCCCUCCCUAGAGCAGCUGAGUGUGCACAACCCCAGCGAGGACCACCUGCUCGCGGUGCACGCCAUGCCGCGCCUCAAGAGGCUCUACGUGACGGCUAGUCCGAACGCUUGCAUCCCCGAGCUGCCCGAGCUCCCGCCGGGACACACCGGUCUGCAGUGGCUCAGGGUGUGGGGCCUCCGCCGCCAGACGCUGAGUUCCAUGCUGAAGGCGCAUGGCGAGUCGCUGGAGGAGGUGCAGCUGUCGGUGGGCACGCCGAUGGCGACGUCGUCCUACUCUUACCCAUAUGACGACCACAAACUGGAUUCGCUGCUGCAGUGGAGCGCCCUCCGGGCCAUGCGGAAGCUCGUGCUGAAGAGGCAUUUUGUCCACCACAACGCUGACUCGUGCGUCCGGCAGAGAGCCUCGAUACGCCUGCACUUGGACGGGGCCGAGGUGCUGUGCGACCAGUGUGACGGUGUGGUGGCAGAAGAAUUGUAGGUAGAGGCGGCGAGAGCGACAGCACCAAGUAAGUGACACAAGAGGACUCCGAACAGCGCGGACGGUACGAGGGAGUGGAACGGGCGUGAGUCGUGAGUGUAGGGCUUGUGGAUCCAGUUGUACCAGUAAAGAAACGUCUUUGUUACAAUAAACAUGCGUACCACCA